Molecule: messenger RNA, 879 nt
Organism: Priapulus caudatus
Lineage: Eukaryota; Metazoa; Priapulida; Priapulimorpha; Priapulimorphida; Priapulidae
Exons: 2
Coding region: 1-879 (292 amino acids)
Source: RefSeq, a predicted model, not a curated record
AUGGAAGUGUGCCAGGACAUCAUCGAUGAGUACAAGGAUGAGGUGAUGAAUUGUCCCACCACUACUGAGGAAUGGCGUGCCAUAUCUGACAAGUUCAUGGAGAGGUGGAACUUCCCCCAUACCUGUGGUGCACUUGAUGGCAAGCACGUCAACUGCAAGUGUCCUCCAAACAGUGGUUCCCUAUACUACAACUACAAAGGGUUCUUCUCCGUUGUCCUCAUGGCGCUCGUGGAUGCUGAUUACAAGUUCAUCUGGGCAGACAUCGGCGGUAUGGGAUCAGCAUCAGACGCUCAGAUAUACAAUGCCUCUGAGCUGAAGGAAUGCGUUGAAGAUGGUAGUCUAGGCUUCCCUGAUCCCAAUCCUCUUCCCAACGACAACCAGGAUGUGCCCUACUUCUUUGUCGGCAACGAUGCCUUCGCCCUACGACCCAACAUGAUGAAGCCGUACAGCCUCCGGGGUAUGACGCGGCCAGAUCGCAUCUUGAACUACCGGCUUUCCCGAGCCAGGAGGGUCGUAGAAAAUGACUUCGGCAUCCUGGCCAACCGUUUCCAAGUUCUCCUGAGCACGAUGCAGCAGCAGCCCGAGACCGUCAAGCUCAUUGUUACAGCAUGCAUGAUCCUCCACAACCUGAUGAGGACCCGGUAUCCAGGAAUGCAGAACCAGCAGCUUGACCGUGCCGAGAACAUGGGUCGUGACUACGUCCCAGGAGCGUGGAGAACUGGCAUUAACCUGCAGGACACCCGCGUAGUCACUGGCAGCAACACCUCCAACAAGGAAGGAAAGAAGCAGAGGAACCUCAUCAAGCACUGGGCCAACUCCGAAGCCGGUUCCAUGGCAAGACAGGAUGAUAUAGAUAAAACACAUAACACAUUGUUUUAA